GCUGUCGCUGCCGGUGCCGGUGCCGGCGGAGAACGCGGGGAGGGGCCGGUGGCGUCACGGCGCGGCGCAGUGCGGGCCGGGCGGGCAGGUAUCUCCUAAUUUUCAACAAAUUCUCGUUGUGAGGAUAUUACUUUUUCCUGGAGGCUGAUAAAGGUACUCUGCAAACCCCUUCCAUGAUGAUUCCGCCGCCUGCCGCGAGCCCUGUGGGCGAUGCUGCUCUCCUGUCAGGUGUGGCCUCCCAGGAGCUCUGGAGAUCAUCAGCCCCAGGCUACCCUGGGCUGCCCACACGCCACAUCAGCCACCGGGCCAACAACUUCAAGAGACACCCAAAGAGGAGGAAACACAUCAGGCCCUCACCUCCCCCGCCCCCCAACACUCCCUGUCCCAUGGACCUGGUUGACUUUGGGGAUCUCCAGCCUCAGAGGUCUUUCCUGGAGCUCCUGUUCAAUGGGUGCAUUCUCUUUGGGCUUGAAUUCAGCUAUGCCAUGGAAACAGCCUAUGUUACCCCUGUGCUGCUCCAGAUGGGGCUUCCAGACCAGCUCUAUGGGAUGGUGUGGUUCAUCAGCCCUAUAUUAGGGUUUUUGCUGCAGCCUUUGCUGGGAGCCUGGAGUGACAGAUGCACAUCAAGAUUUGGGAGGAGAAGACCUUUCAUUCUGGUUUUAGCAGUAGGAGCAUUGCUUGGGCUCUCGCUUAUGCUGAAUGGCAAAGAUAUAGGGAGUGCCUUGUCUGACACUGAGAAUAACCACAAAUGGGGGAUCAUCCUUACAGUCUGUGGUGUUGUCCUCAUGGACUUCAGUGCAGAUUCAGCAGACAAUCCCAGCCAUGCCUACAUGAUGGAUGUGUGCAGCCCAGUGGAUCAGGACAGGGGCCUCAACAUCCACGCUUUGUUAGCAGGUCUUGGAGGUGGCUUUGGUUAUGUUGUUGGAGGAAUACACUGGGAUAAAACCAGUUUUGGAAAAGCUGUAGGAGGGCAACUCCGUGUCAUCUAUGUCUUCACCUCAAUUGUACUGACCAUUGCUACUGUGCUGACUCUAGUUAGCAUUCCAGAGAGACCCUUAAAGUCCUCUAACAGGAAGAAAAAGGUGAUGAAAAGUCCAAGUCUUCCUCUCCCUCCUUCUCCACCUUUCUUCUUUGAGGACAAUGUAAAUGAAAACUCUGCUUCUCAUAACUCAGCUCACUUACAUGCAAGUUUUACGAGUCCUGUUUCCCCCAUGAGCCCACUCACACCAAAAUACGGGAGUUUUAUCAGCAGAGACAAUUCCUUGACAGGACUUAAUGAGUUUGCAUCAUCCUUUGGGACUUCAAAUAUUGACAGUGUGCUUAUAGACUGUUUUACAGGAGGACAUAAUAGUUACAUGACACUUCCAGCUAGUUUGUCCAGGCAGCCUGUCAGUGUCAGCUUCCCUCGGGUGCCUGAUGGCUGCUACCAUGGAGCAAAUGGAAUUCUGGAGCAAGGGGAGAGCAGCUUAACAUCAGGGUGUGACAGUGAUGUGCUGAGAGUGGGCUCACUGGAUGCAAUAAAGCCACGUUCAUCAGGGAUCUUGAAAAGACCUCAGACCUUGGCCAUUCCAGAUGCUGUAACAGGACACUGCCCAGAGAAUAACAGAAGAAGAAAUGUAACCUUCAGCCAGCAGGUUGCCAACAUCCUGCUGAACGGGGUCAAGUACGAGAGCGAGCUCAACGAACCGGGCGAGGCCUCGGAGCAGCCGCUGUCGGUGAAGCUGCUGUGCUCAACCAUCUGCCACAUGCCCAAGGCUCUGCGGAACCUCUGCAUCAACCACUUCCUAGGGUGGCUUUCAUUUGAGGGGAUGUUACUCUUUUAUACUGACUUCAUGGGAGAAGUGGUGUUCCAAGGGGACCCAAAAGCACCUCACAACUCAGAUGAGUAUCAGAAGUACAACACUGGGGUCACCAUGGGCUGCUGGGGAAUGUGCAUCUAUGCAUUCAGUGCUGCUUUCUACUCAGCCGUGCUGGAGAAGCUGGAGGAGCGCUUCAGCACACGGACCCUGUACUUUGUGGCCUAUUUGGCCUUUGGGCUGGGCACGGGCCUGGCCACGCUCUCCAGGAACGUCUACGUGCUGCUGUCCCUGUGCGCCACCUACGGCAUCCUGUUCGCCACGCUCUGCACGCUGCCCUACUCGCUGCUCUGCGACUACUACCAGAGCCGGGAGUUUGUCGGCUCGCAGUCGGAGGGCACUCGCCGUGGCAUGGGCGUUGACAUCUCUCUGCUGAGCUGUCAGUACUUCCUGGCACAGAUCCUCGUGGCCGUGGCCAUGGGGCCGCUGACGGCGGCCGUGGGCAGUGCCAGCAGUGCCAUGUACUUCUCCAGCCUCGUGUCCUUCCUGGGCUGCCUCUUCUCGUCCCUCUGUGUCACCUACGAGCUGCUGCCCCCCGAGGAGCUGCCGCCCCUGGAGGAGCAGCGCCCGCUCCUGCCCCGAGCCAGGAACCAAUAACGGGAGGAGCUGCCUCGGCCUCUGCUGCCUCCUGGCCUCGCCCUCGGCCUCCCUAUCGCGACAGGCCGGGCUGUGCCCCCUGGGACGGCAGCAGGGGCUUGGCACACACAAGGAAGGGUCUGUGCUGGCUUUGCUGGGCUUUCCCCUGCCGGAGGGAAGGUGAGGGGCGAGGCAGCGGCGCUGGCACUGCUGUGUCCUUGCCCGAGGUGGCAGAGGGGGCUGGGGGUGCCCUCCGAGCUCUGGUGCUGCUGUCCCGGGCCGGCUGCAUGUCCUGCAUGGGACAGGCUCCCUCUGUCGCUGCUGGGCUGCAGGCACUGCUGCAGACAUCGCCACCGUGGGAACGGUGACAGGGCCACUCUGGGGACACAAGGUGCCACCUCCCGGCCAGGCAGAGCAGCCCUGGUGUCACCGAGGGCAGUGCUGAUUCCUGAGGGAGCUGCAGCUCCAACCUGCAGCCCCCGCCCUGGCUCUGGAGGGUGCUUUCCAAACUCUGGGAAGGCUGAGAGCAGCUGGUCUUGCCUGGGUGGUGUCAGUCCUCUGUCAGGUGUCAGUUAAGGCCAGGAGUUCAUUUUAAGGCAUUAAUUAAAACUCUUUCUGGGUGCACAGAGCUGCCACCAGCAGAACUGCUCCAAGACACCUCUGUGGGCUGCCAGCACUGUGGCCUGGCUCCCACACCCCACUCUGGGGGUCCUGCCUGUGCUCCUUGGUGGUGUUUGCCAAUAUUGUGCAUAUUCCCGUCCUCAUUAGAGUUUAAUUAAGACUAUGGGAGUUUGUGAUGACGUAGCAGGAGGAUUUGUCCAUAACCCAAUUCAGCAGUUGUCCAUAACCCAGUUCUGGGGAGAAAGGUCUUUUCCCAUCUCCUCCCUUGGGCAGAAGGUUACUCUCAAGAACUUUAUUCAUAAGAAAAAUCAUUUGUAUGGAAGCCUGCAUCACAUAAUUCUUGUUUUUACAAUUUUACCUUGGGACAUUCUGAAGUCUGGGGAUCAGUGGCUCAGUGCUUGUGAAUUACAGCUGCAUCUUCCUCAUCUCAGUGAAACCAGUAAAAGGGCUUUGGGUUUCAUUACAUGAGAAAUUUCUUAAUUAUUCUGAUUUUAGGAGGUGGUGUGUGAGAAUUUUUACAAGUCCUAGUUAAGGCCAGGAGUUAAUUUUAAUUAAUUAAUAAAACAAUCUGUAAAGCCCCUGUCAGUCUGCCCCUGUGUUUGGGGAGGCAGCCAAGUCCUGCCAGGGCUGGUGGGCAUUUUGUGUUCCCAUGUGCUGAGCAUGGCAGCCCUGCAGAGACUGCACCUGGUCCCCAGAUCCAGAGGAAGGAUUUUCUCUGGAGUCUCUCCUUUUAAAUGGGUUGGACUCCACUUUUCACUAAGUUGAUUCUGAUCAAUGAUGCCAAGGUGAAAUAAUAUCUGUAAUCUUGAGUUGUUGUGGUUUACUGUAAUCCAGUGCUGAAAGAAUUAAACAUAACUGGUAAGAACCCCUCAUUUUUAUCAUCUGCUCCCAGUUUUUAUAUUUUAGAAGCAAGUAUUGACAUAAACAGAGGAAUACUGCUGAAAUGAUCAAGUCAAGCACUCAGAUAAAGGCCUGGUAGCUGUCAGACUGAUGAGUGCAUUGAUCUUUCAGUUCUUUCUUUGGGCUUACACGGAGUCACAUCUGCAGGAAUUUCUGUGCCAUUCCCUUCAUUAGGGGACAGCUGUCCCCAAGAAUGUUCAGGACACAGCUGGGUAAAUAACAUGGAAACAAUGGCAUUGGGCACUUCUGACAAUCUAAACACUUCACUUUGCAGAAUUAUUCUUUUCUUGUUAGUCUGCUUUGUAAUCUUAAUUUCUCUUCUGUCUCAAGCUUUAAACUCAAAAAUUGUUUUUAUUUUUUGUUUGGUCCCACUAGCUAAUGGGGUGUGAGUUCUUAAAUAUUUUUCUCCUCUUCAAUUUUGUAGGCAGCAUUAUUGCACUAAAUGGAUUGUGAGCACUUUACUUUUCCAGGGAGCUGGAGUUGCAGAUCAUUUUGUUGCAAGUGAAAAAUCUUAAAAAAAUUCAUCAAUCAAUGUAUUUGAUUAUAAUGUUUGUCUCCAUUUCCCUCUGUAAAUAAUAUCAACUACAUUUAUGUAGUUAUAAAACUCUUGCUAUGCCUGUAUGCCCAAUGGACUCUAUAUUAAAUUUUCUUAUUUUAUGGGAUAUGGACUUUAUUUUGUAAAUGUAUUUAUGUAGUGGUGCAUACCCAGGACUUCUGAGUCAACAUCAGUGUGUGUUAAUUUGGGGCUCUGAGCAAUACUAGUGGUGUCUGGAAUAAAAAACCAGAGCCUGCCACCAUCAUGCAGAGUUAAAAGUUGCACCAAAUCCUCAGAAAUAACUUUAAAAAGAGGCAUUGCUUACUUGCUGAUUCUUUCCUUUGUCAGGCAUUUUGUAUUUUACAGAAAUGACUGUGUAUGGUCACUGGUGAGCUGUGAGCUGCAACGUGAUGUUCCCCCUCUGGAAUCCAAAGGCUUCAAAUAUUCUGGCUAAAUUUGCAAGUUACUGAUUUAAAAAAAAAAAAAAAAAGAUGCAUGAGUUUAGGCAGGAAAAUGAUUUUACACUGUGCUGGUUUUCAGGUUAAUUUUGAUUAAGUCCAUAUCAUUAAAGGUUGCUUCAUGGUAAUUAUUUGUGAUGUUUGUAAAUGUAUUUAUUACACUUGUUCAGAAGCAGAGAAAAUGGGGAGAGGGAUGGAGAAAAGCCCUAACUGGUUUUGACAUGUUUGUAAUUAAAAAUUACACCUGUAACCAUUUCAGCAUGUCUGCAGCUCACUCAGCCUCUGCUGUGUCACUCAGAAAAACCUCCUGAUUUCAGAACUUCUGCUGUUCUUUGGUUGGAAAAAUAAAUCUUUUCAAGAAUAAAAUAGAAUAAAAUUUA
Messenger RNA from Zonotrichia albicollis (white-throated sparrow), 5326 nucleotides. NCBI's taxonomy places the organism in Eukaryota, Metazoa, Chordata, Aves, Passeriformes, Passerellidae. The record is from RefSeq and is a predicted model, not a curated record.